Daphnia carinata is the source of this 3309-nucleotide messenger RNA. RefSeq names its product inactive dipeptidyl peptidase 10-like. NCBI's taxonomy places the organism in Eukaryota, Metazoa, Arthropoda, Branchiopoda, Diplostraca, Daphniidae. Gene Ontology annotation, biological process: proteolysis. The transcript has 17 exons. The coding region runs from base 282 to 2921 and encodes 879 amino acids. Gene Ontology annotation, molecular function: serine-type peptidase activity; dipeptidyl-peptidase activity. The record is from RefSeq and is a predicted model, not a curated record.
CUUGUAAUUCAGCCAAGUUCAGUCGUCCACGGUUACCCUUCCCAUCAGUUGCCGCCUAUCCAGUGGGCGGUUUCUGGCGGCAACUUCCAACGGUGGCUCGUUAUACAUCUACAGGACACACAUAUAUAUCGACAGUUGCGUCUAUUUCUCUCAGUUGUAUGGGUGGCAGCUCACCUGAAUUCAUAUGGUUGUUUUUGGUGCAUUGCUGCCCUUCGUUUUGUGAGGUCAUCAGUUAAGCCGUGCUUUUCGUGUUUUAAAAAGACUUUAAAAAAAAGAUUGUAAUGAACUCCGGAAUUUCAAGCGGGCCUCAUGGAGGUGACGACAGCCCUGACAGGGAGAAAAAUGCCCUUUACGAAUUGGUUGCAUCGGCUCCCAGUCGGAAGAAUUGGAAAGGAAUGCUUAUCGCCAUCUGUGUCAUUGUUGCCAUACUCGGUUGCAUUCUGGCUUCGGUUAUUGUGAUGACUCCGAUGGAUGAUGGACCCCGUGUAAAAGGAUCGAGAUUUUCCUUAGACGAUGUGCUAGGCGACAAAUUCCAGCCUUUGACAUUCAACGGAUCUUGGUUAAAAAAUAACCAGCUGCUGCUUACCGACGCAAAUGAUAAUCUGCAAAUUUUGGAUGCUCCCAGUGGCACGCUCCAACCUCUUUUAUUCAACGAAUCCAUCCCUGUGCCGCCGGGAUCAAAAUUUUCUUUAUCGCCGGAUAACAGAUUUCUCCUCCUCACAACAAACUACAAAAAGAAACCGGCAAGCAGCGAAGAAUUCGAGGCGAAAGUUUACGAUCUUUCCACAGGAAUUGUUUAUCCCAUACCAUUCGCCUCUCCGGAUGAACGUGUGCCCAUCCAGGCCGCAAUGUGGAGCCCCAGUACACGCAGUGGGGCACUUGUAUACUGCCACCAAAAUGACAUUUAUUACAUUCCCGAUGUAACCGUGGAUCAAACGGAGAGACUUACUUCAGACGGAUCUUUUAAUGGGAUAUCUAAUGGCAUACCCGACUGGACGUAUAGAGUAAUGGUUUCACCAGCAAUGUCCAAGCAACCAGCCCUAUGGUUCUCAGAAUCUGGUGAUCGCUUGUCGUAUAUUACGUUCAACGAUACUGCUGUACCUGAGAUCAGACUUCCAAUUUACAGCGAACCUGAUUCAUUUGAGUUGUACACUGAACAAGUCAUUAUUCGCUACCCGACGCCAUCAUCGACCAUUCCUCGCGUUAGUUUGCACGUCGUUGAUUUGAUGGAGAAAGAUAUUGUCAAGCAAUUACGUCCGCCUCUCAGCAUCAGAGAUCAGGAAUAUUACCUAACAAUGGUGAAAUGGGUUAACGACCAAAGAAUCUGCGCAAUUUGGACACUGCGCUCGCAAAAUGUUUCGCUGAUUUCAUUUUGCGACGCUGGCCCUUGGCAUUGUCAAACGGUAUCCACCAUCGAGAGCGGAUUGAAAGGUUGGCUCGAUGUUGGCGCUGAUAUGUUGUUCCACCCCGAUGGAAAUUCGUUCCUUCAUUUGGCGCCAGUUCAAAUUGAUCACACGGAAGAAUACUUUACGAACAUCGUCAUGGUUGACGCAGUCAAAAGACAUUCGUGGCCGGUCACACAGUACAAAUCGGAAAUUCAUCGCCUGCUCGGAUGGGACACCAACAAUGGGCGUAACCUUGUGUAUUACGCCGCAUCAGCAGAAAGAGGCAAGUCAAAAAGACAGAUGUACAAAGUUGAAAUCAACGGUCAAAAAGCUGAUCACAACACGGUUGAAUGUUUGACUUGCUCCAUACUUGCUCGUCAUUUGGAGGAGCCUCCCACAUUAUCUAGCCCUUCGCCUUCGCCCGGUUCUCGAUCAGCUUCGUCCAAGUCCCAAUUGAAGCUUUCGAUUUAUUCAAAUUUCACGAGCUCACAUCCUCACCAAUAUCACGCCAACUCUUCUUGUCAUUAUUCCAACGCCAUACUAAGUCCAAGUCUCGAGUAUUACGUGCACGAAUGCUUGGGCCCCUCUAUUCCAUAUGUGGAGGUUCGCUCCCUUCCGGCCAACAAAUUAGUCAAGUUGCUUCAAACUAACCAGCAGUUGCACGAAGAUUCUCUUGAUAAAGCCUUCCCUCGUAAAAUUCAACUUAAAGUGCCAUUGCUGGUUGAUAAUACUCCGUGGAAGAGGAGCAAGCCGGAUUACGUGGCAGUUGAACUUUACCUACCACCCGGUUUGAAAGAGGAAGAGUCGACAGUCUAUCCUUUACUUGUCUGGACAUCGGACGAGCCUUCGACUGUAAGCAUCACUGAGGAAUGGAAAAUAGACUGGGCAACUUAUAUGGCCAGCAGUAGAGACGUGAUUGUAGCGAAAAUCGAUCUACACGGAUCACAAGGAAGUGGCCUUUUACUCCGCAAUUCCAUUUACAGGCAACCUGGAGUUUUAGAAUCGGUAGAUUUAAUCCAAACAACAAAGAUAUUACAGGAAACUUUCCCGUUCAUCAGCCCGAUUAAGACAGCCCUAAUUGGUGCCCAUUACGGUGGUUUCCUUUCCAUUUACACGUUGGCAAACGAUCCAGGUGCAGUCUUCGGUUGUGCAGUUGCGAUAUCACCAGUUUCUUCAUGGAAGACACUUGCUGCUCCUUACGCUGAACGUUACCUCGGCCUUUUGAGUGAACGUGACGGACAGCGGCAUUAUUUUGAAGCUGAUUUGACUACGUGCACGAAGAAUUUGCAUACAAAAAAAUUGUUUAUCUUACACGGAACUCUUGAAGAAAAGUUUCACGCGACUCAUUCGAUGCUGAUCGCAAAAAAUCUCAUCGAAAAAAGAUUUUCAUUUCAACAGCAGUUGUACCCAGACGCCAAUUAUCAGUCGAUGUUGCGCAACGCCCAAAUGUACGAGAGCAUUGACAAAUUCCUGAACGGCUGCUACGAUGGAAGAGAAAUGCCUGAGCUAGACAAUACACUCCACAAAGGAGAAUAAUAUUUUAAAUCCCUUAUCAUAUUAUACAUAUAAACCAAUUUGUGUAUCAAUGCUAGUCAUCCUAUGCUAAAAUCUUAACUGAAUAACUUAACAUGCGCACCAUCCUUCCAUAAUUUAUUCUUGAUCUCACGACGUCAUAGUCUGCUGACUCCCUCAAUUUUACUCACUGCAUCAAACAUUACUGAAAUAUUAAUCACGCACAUUUAUUUGUAUCUAGAAUGCGAUUGUAUAUUUAUUACGUGUUUUCUACUCCACUUCAAGUUUCAUCGUAGAACAACCAACGUUUACCGAUACAUAUAUUUUCGUUGUAUAAUCCGCUGUCUUCAUUUUUGUGAUUAAAUUUCGUAUGACCCUAAAACAUCUCCGACACAUACACUGUGUAGCCUAU